Molecule: messenger RNA, 4272 nt
Organism: Panicum virgatum (switchgrass)
Lineage: Eukaryota; Viridiplantae; Streptophyta; Magnoliopsida; Poales; Poaceae
Product: putative disease resistance protein RGA4
Exons: 3
Coding region: 136-4065 (1309 amino acids)
Biological process (GO): defense response to other organism
Molecular function (GO): ADP binding
Source: RefSeq, a predicted model, not a curated record
CUGCUUAAAUUAUUCUGCACAUAUUUUCUCAUCUCAACUUUCCUCUCCCCAAGGCGAAGACAUCCCAACCUUCCUCUCAAAGAACAAGUGCACCCAAGAACAUCUUCUCCAACUCACCCACACUCCUAGCAGGGCAUGGCUCCUGCCGCCCUUGUGUUUGCCGGGAAGUCGGUGGCGAUUCCAGCCAUCAGCUUCUUGGUCAACAAAGCCUUCAGCUACCUGAAUGAGUACUUCAAAGUUGAUGGCUACGAUGAGAUUCAGCGCAGAUUAGAGCAAGCCUUGCCCAAGAUCCAAGCUGUGUUUCAGGUCAUCAACCCAGAGCGUAUCAAGGAGGAGAGCAGCGCGCUAGAUGCGUGGCUGUGGCAGCUCAGGGAUGCGUACGAGGAGGCCGAGGAUGCUGUCGAUGAGGUCGAGUACUACAAGCUCAAGGAGAAGGCCGAGGACCUCAAGGUGAGUGACUGGGGCUCCUCUUUUGCUAAGAUGAAGCAUCGUGCUAUCAAGUCUGUUAUGCAUGCUAGUGUUCUGGAUAAGACUAUCAGGGGGUUGACUCACCGUGGCACUCUCAAGAAACUGCAGAAAGCUGUGGAGGGUUUAGACAAGGCUGCUUCAGGUGUAGAGGGUUUUCUGGGACUUGCCGGCAACCUCAGAGGAAGUACUACUAGCCGUCAGGAAGAGGAUUAUCUGAACAAGGAUCGUGAAACAGGUUCCAUGAUAACUGCACCUAAAGUGUUUGGUCGGCAAGAGGAUUUGGAGCGACUAAUUGGAUGGCUGACCAAGCCAUCAGUUGGAGAUGCUGAAAUUGAGGAGAGCAAAGUAUCUGUUGUUUCCAUAGUUGGUCACGGUGGGAUGGGCAAAACUACCCUGGCACAACUCAUCCACAAUGAUGACACUAUCAACAAGCACUUUAAUAAGGUGAUCUGGGCAUGUGUAUCCACUAGCUUUAAUGCAAAGGAUGUAAUAAGCAAGAUGUUGGAAAAUGCUGGAUGGCAAACAACUGAUGUUAGUACUUUGGAAUCGUCGCAGAGAUUUCUUGGAAAGAAAUUGAGAUCCGUGAAAUUCUUGCUUAUUUUGGAUGAUGUUUGGGAGGACAAAAAAGAUGACCAAUGGGAGAAGUUACUUGCUCCUUUGAGGGAAGGGGAGAAAGGAAGCAAGAUCUUGCUGACAACACGCAUAGAAAGAGUGGCAGAGAUGGCAGAAAAUGUUAUGAGAGGUGAAAAUAAACACCAUAAACUGCAAGGCCUCGAUGAAUGUGCUAACAUAGAGCUUUUCAGGCAUCAUGCUUUUUGCAGUCCUGAUCUCCAAGAUGGUGCAGCCUUCAACCAAACUGGAGAAAAAAUUGCCAAGAGUCUCAGAGGUUGUCCGUUGGUGACAAAGGUUGUAGCCGCACAUCUGCGAGAUAAUAUGAGAUUGGAUUACUGGAAUGAGUUCCUGACGCAAAGUUUGCAACAUUUUUGUGGAAGUUCAGAGGAUAUUAUGAAUGUUCUCAGGUUAAGCUACUAUCAUCUACCACCAAAGUUGCAAACUUGCUUCCGUUUUUGCAGUUUAUUCACACAAGAUUAUAGAUUUAACAAGAAUGAUCUAGUCGAGAUGUGGGUAAACUCAGGCUUGAUCUCACAUAAUGAAUCUGAAACUUGUCUCGUGAAGAUUGGAGAAGAGUACCUGGUUCAACUGAUUAGGAAAUCAUUCUUAGAUCUCAGCUUCUAUGUAGAUCGUUUUGGUCAAGCAAAAGAAAAUUCUGGAUACUAUAUUAUGCAUGACUUAAUGCAUGAUUUAGCAACAAAUGUUUCUUUUGGAGAAUGCGUACGGAUAGCUGAUGUUACCAGCCUUGAGAAUGUGGUGAGCACAGUUCGACACAUUCGUGUUGAAUAUAUUUAUAAAUUCCCUGUGGAAAAGAUUAAGAAAAUAUCCCGUUUGGAACAUUUGCGCACCAUUAUCAUCAAAGAUGGGCAUACUAAUGUGGAAGAGAAUAUAGAUAUUCUAAAUGCUGUGGAACAGCUUGUUGCGGGAUCAAAAUCCUUGCGUCUGCUUGAAACAGAAUUAUGGCACACAUCCCAUUUUGCCAGUAAACUUGCAAAGUUGAAGCACCUUCGUUGCAUCAAAUUGAAAAAUACAUACACAGCACAAGAAAGCAUGUCUGGAGUUUUCAAAUUGUAUCACUUAACAACAUUGAAAUGGAAAUCUGUGAAUAUAGGAUCAAAACAAGUAAGGGAUGUUGGGUACCUUGACUGCUUACGGCACGUGUCAUAUGGACCACAUGGAUGCAGUAUGGUCCCAAUAGGCAGACUGACUUCUCUUCAAUUCUUACCUGAUUAUCGUAUCAGGAGAGUAAAAGGUUACAGUAUAAGUGUGCUCAAAGAUUUGGGAGGCCUCCGUUCCAUUUCUGUUCACGGCCUUGAGAACGUUCAUAACCAAGAAGAGGCAAAGGAGGCCAACAUGAAGUCAAAGAAAUACCUCGAAUCAUUACAUCUACAAUGGUGGAGACGCAGUGGUGAUCAAAGUAGUACUGCUGAGCUGAUUGCUGACAGCCUUGAGCCACAUGCCAAUCUUAGAAAUCUAAGUAUUUCAGGUUUCGGUGGCCGUAGAAUUCCACAUUGGAUUACAGAACCCUGUGUAGAAAACCUUGUAAAGCUUAAUUUCAAUGGUUGUGCACAUAUUGAAGAACUCCCAAACCUUGAAAUGUUACUAAAGCUCGAGGAUUUAAGAUUAGAUGGUCUUACUAGACUGAGAAGAAUUGGUCCGGAGUUAAAUACCUUGGGAGAUGGGUGUAUGGAGCUGUUCCUGCCACCAAGGCUUCAUACACUUGAUGUGAGACGUUGCUUUGAACUUGAGGAAUUGCCUCUUCUACCUCCUACUUUGGUGUUACUGGAAAUUGAUUAUUCCGGAUUGACCAGGCUUCCAAGAAUAGCUGAGCUGCAGAACCAGAACAAUGAAACUGUAUCGUCCCUGCUGAAGGAAAUCAAGGUCAGUCGUUGUCAGAGUUUGAAUUCACUUGUGGGGAGCCUAUUCGAGCAAAAACAAUUCAUGGGAACUCUAUGUGAAAUGAGCAUCAUUGACUGUGAGCAUCUGGAAUCUGCACCCUUACCUUUUGAAGAAAUGAAUGGACUUGGUGAACUUUUUAUAAAUAACUGUCCAGAGUUGAGGAUGCUAAGAGGUGCUGAAGAUAACCUUUCUCUUUCUCUAUCGUCACUUAAACGUCUAAAAAUGGGGCAGUGUGGUGACUUGGAACUUCUGCUGCUUCAGUCACUGCAAGCGUUUACCAAUCUCUCCAGUUUGAGCCUCAGAAACUGCUUGGUAUUGGAAUCCCUCCCAUCCGCAGAUGUAUUUCGGAGUCUCAUGUCGUUGCGAAACAUUGAGAUGAAUGGAUGCAGGAAUCUGUCAUCCCUGGGGGGGCUCGAAUCCGUUCGAUGCCUCAAGCGUUUAAGUAUCUCCAACUGCAGUAAACUCAAAGAGGUUGGGCUAUCCCUAACUCCGGACGUAUUUGGUUGCCUCGAAGAGCCUAGAAGGUUCAUGCAAUUCGAUUGCAUUAACAUCGACCACCCCUGCCUGGUGCUUGUUGAGCCACUCAAGAGUCUAUGCACAACCACUCGUCUGGACAUUCGAGAUGGGUCAGAGAUGUUGAACGUAAUUGAGCCAUGGCUGCUACAUAAUUGUACAUCCCUUCGGUUCCUAUACAUAUUUAAAGCCAGUUUCGAAUCGCUCCCACCGAGCAUAAGAGAACUCUCCUCUCUCAAGUCGUUGUGCGUGUAUGAAUCCAAUCAUCUCCGUUCACUGUCAAGUUUGCCCUCCUCCCUACUGUCACUAUUUAUUAUGGAGUGCCAUCCAGAGCUGCGGAAGAAAGUUAAAGAGCAUGGAAGCAUUGAAUGGAACAAGAUUUGCCAGAUCCCUAAUGUGCAAAUAGGAGAUUGCUGCUUCAGGAAGGGUGAACAGUACAUCGAAAAAAGAGCCGAUGAUUCAGGGGUCACUUGGACUGCGGUGAUGAAUCACACAAACAAAACUCAGUUCUUGAGCAGAGUAUUUUGUUCUCCAGGAAGCCAAGAGCCACAAGAAAUUCUAAAAACCAAUUAAUGAUAGCUAUCCAUUGAUCUUGAUACGAUGGCUAAAAACUAGGAAGAACCUUGGAUGUGGGUCGGGAACUAUAUUCAAUUGACCGGGGAACUAAAUUUAAAGGUCACUAGAAAUGAAAUGCCCUAUCAGGCGCCUUAGUAGCCAUAAAUAUUGAAAUAAUAGAAAUACGAUUUGGCUAUGGACAUAAUACUUCAAGCUUUGCUACUA